This is a messenger RNA of Scophthalmus maximus (turbot), 1362 nucleotides long. It is a transcript of the gene dimt1l, whose product is annotated as DIM1 dimethyladenosine transferase 1-like (S. cerevisiae). The transcript has 12 exons. Gene Ontology annotation, cellular component: mitochondrial matrix. Lineage: Eukaryota; Metazoa; Chordata; Actinopteri; Pleuronectiformes; Scophthalmidae. Gene Ontology annotation, molecular function: rRNA (adenine-N6,N6-)-dimethyltransferase activity. The record is from RefSeq and is a predicted model, not a curated record. Gene Ontology annotation, biological process: rRNA methylation. Bases 129 to 1049 code for a protein of 306 amino acids.
GCGAGGAGGACCGAUUUCAGCCAACGAAGAAGAGACUAAGGCAUUUACACGUGUGUCAGGAGCCGAGACGAAUAUAUUUUUGAAUAUUUGUUUCAAAUCAGUUUUUCUGGACAUAUAACCGAACAAAAAUGCCGAAGGUGAAAGCGGAGAAGAAAAGCAGGCAGCACCAGGAUGUGAAGAACCAAGGGAUCAUGUUUAACACCGGCAUUGGCCAGCACAUCCUGAAGAAUCCCCUGGUAGUCAACGGUAUCAUUGAAAAGGCCGCUCUGCGUCCGACAGACGUGGUGCUGGAGGUGGGACCUGGUACUGGUAAUAUGACCGUCAAACUGCUGGAGAAAGCCAAGAAGGUGGUGGCCUGUGAGUUGGACGGCAGAUUGGUGGCAGAACUUCAGAAAAGAGUACAGUGCACACCCAUGCAGACCAAACUUCAAAUAUUAGUUGGAGACGUAUUAAAAACAGAUCUGCCUUUUUUUGACAUCUGUGUGGCUAAUUUACCUUACCAGAUUUCAUCACCGUUUGUCUUCAAGCUCCUGCUGCAUCGACCUUUCUUCAGGUGUGCCGUGUUGAUGUUCCAGAGAGAGUUUGCCAUGCGACUGGUCGCACAGCCUGGAGACAAGCUGUACUGUCGCCUGUCCAUCAACACGCAGCUACUGGCUCGCGUAGAUCACCUCAUGAAGGUGGGGAAGAAUAAUUUCCGUCCUCCUCCAAAAGUAGAGUCAAGUGUCGUCAGGAUAGAACCGAAAAAUCCUCCACCUCCGGUGAACUUCCAGGAGUGGGACGGCCUCGUCAGAAUAGCUUUCGUGAGGAAAAACAAAACACUCAAUGCAGCUUUCAAGUCAACUGCGGUGGAACAGCUGCUGGAAAAGAACUACAGAAUUCACUGCUCUGUGCACAAUGUGGAAGUGCCGGCAGACUUCAGCAUCACCAAGAAGAUUGAGGGUGUUUUGCAGGAGGCUGAAUUCAGUGAGAAGAGAGCCAGGUCCAUGGACAUUGAUGACUUCAUGGUACUGCUGCACGCGUUCAACGCCGCAGGGAUCCACUUCUCUUAAAUCACAGAGGGGACCGAAGGGGAACAGCUUCAUGACACUCACCUUUAGGAUGGUGGGAGUCAUAAGAGUGGAAAGAAAUACUUUGAUGAAAUAUACAAAGAAUCCAUUUAAAGAGCUCAUAUUGAGCCUUUUUUUUGUCAUGUCCCUGGGCUGCAGAUUGGGGGGAAGAGAGAGGAAGUAAUGAUUAAUCAACAAGUGUAGCCUUAUGAGUUUGUGCAGCCCUUCAAAAUCAAAUAAGAUUGUCCACAAAUGAUUUCACAAUUUCUUGUGCCAACAUCACCUGACUGCUACUAAAUUGUACUACAGACUACAA